UUUUCAUUCAAACUUCAAACUCUUUCAACUUUCUCUCUCGUCAAUUAUAUUCAUAGGUGCAAAUCAAUUGGCCUGGUUUCAGUUGAACACCAAGCUGCUCUACCUUUAUUCCUUGAGAAGUGAAAGAAACGCGAGGGACCAUGCAUGAGGUGAGUCACCAAAGGGUCAAAACAAAUGGGAUAUGGCUGCAUAUAGCAGAGCAAGGGACAGGACCACUUGUUCUAUUGCUUCAUGGCUUCCCUGAAAUAUGGUAUUCAUGGCGCCAUCAGAUCAGUUUCUUGGCUAACCAUGGCUAUCAUGUAGUUGCUCCUGAUUUGAGAGGCUAUGGAGACUCCGACUCCCCAGUUAGCCCAACCUCCUACACUGUUAUGCACCUUGUUGGGGACAUCAUUGGCCUGCUUGACCAUUUUGGGGAACAACAGGCUUUUAUAGUGGGACAUGAUUGGGGAGCUGUUAUUGGCUGGCAUUUAGCACUGUUUAGACCUGAGAGAGUCAAAGGAUUGAUCAACUUAUCCGUUCCAUACUAUAGUAGAAACCCAAACGCCAAAUUUGCUGAAUCCUUAAUCAGAACAUAUGGGGAUGGAUUUUACAUUUCCCAAUUCCAGGAACCGGGAAGAGCAGAAAGGGCAUUCGCCAGGUAUGAUUAUUUGACGGUGAUAAAGAAGUUCUUGCUGAUUACACAGACUGAUAAUCUGAUAGCUCCUCCUGGAAUGGAGAUUAUUGAUUAUCUGAGAACACUAUCAAGGUUACCACCAUGGAUUACUGAAGAGGAACUCCAGGUUUAUGCUGACAAGUUUCAGGAAUCUGGCUUCACUGGAGCUCUUAAUUACUACCGUGCUAUGGACUUGAAUUGGGAGCUUACUGCACCCUGGCAAGGAUCAAAAAUCACUGUGCCAGUAAAAUUCAUGGUGGGUAAAAAUGAUCUGGGAUUUGAAGUGAGUGGUGUAAGGCAAUACGUUGAGGGAAACAUCUUUAGGAGCCUUGUUCCCAACCUGGAAAUUGUUUUCCUUGAUGGUCAUCAUUUUCUCCAACAAGAAAAACACCUAGAAGUCUCCGAGGAAAUUCUAUCGUUUCUUCGCAAAUUCCCUGCAGAAUAGUCAUGUCUCUGGUUCUUCAUCACGAUUUUGCUGAGAAAAUAACUAGCCUGGAUAAAUAAAUGAUCAAGUUACUGACCUCCUUGUUCAUGAAACUAUCUAGAUAUUUAGAAAAGCUUUAUUCAGACUUAAUAAAGGCCAAUGGUCUUAUGUCAUACACUAGGCAUAUGAUCAGCAAAAUACUUCACAUUA
Gossypium raimondii (Peruvian cotton) is the source of this 1286-nucleotide messenger RNA. RefSeq lists its product as uncharacterized. NCBI's taxonomy places the organism in Eukaryota, Viridiplantae, Streptophyta, Magnoliopsida, Malvales, Malvaceae. The record is from RefSeq and is a predicted model, not a curated record. Gene Ontology annotation, molecular function: hydrolase activity. The transcript is spliced from 4 exons. Bases 141 to 1097 code for a protein of 318 amino acids.